AUGCCACCACCAAAAUCAUCGCAGCUCGGAAACAAAGAAAUUUCUUUGUUCAGGCAGUUACUUCAACUCCACGAUGAAAGGCAAUACAAGAAAGGCGUUAAAACCGCUGAUUCCAUCCUGAAGAAGAAUCCUGAACACGGCGAAACGCUUGCAAUGAAAGGGUUGAUUCUUUACAAUAUGGGCGAGAAAGAUAAUGGUUUGGAAUACGUGAGAAGAGGCGUUAGAUUAAGCCUCACCUCACACAUCGUUUGGCAUGUUUUUGGUAUCAUUCAGCGCCAGGAACACAAAUACGAAGAUGCGCUUAAAUCUUACACUCAAGCUUUGCGUCAUGAUUCUGAGAAUGUUGCUUUGAUUAGGGAUGUUUGCACCCUAUCCACUCACCUUCGUCAAUUCCAACCUUUGGUGGAACAACGCCUCUUCUUGCUUAAAACUCGUCCUUCUAUGCGUACUCAAUGGGUUAGCGCUGCUGUGGCUUUAGAUUUGGCUGGUCAUCACGAUAAAGCGCUUAGAAUCCUCUCUGACUUUGAAUCUACUCUCACUGACCUUGAAAAUGCUGAUAGCUCUCUCAAAUAUGAAAUGAGCGAGGUUUUCCUCUAUCACAUCUCUAUUCUUGAGAAAUCUGGCUUGUUUCAACAGGCUAUUGAUCUACUUGUCGAGCGUCAACCUAAUAUAUGUGAUAUCGUCGCUUGGAGAGAGUCUCACGCACGCUUCUUGACUCUCCUCAACAAACCCGAUGAAGCUGCAGAUGCUUGGAGACUGCUCAUUCAGAGCAACCCCGAAAACAGAGCUUACUAUAUCGGUUUCUUCAAAACAAAAGGUAUCGAUUUCACUCAAAACCUCAGCGAGCAAGACAAAUCUUCAGCACUCAAAACACUCACCCUCUUCCUCGAACAAUUCCCAAAGGCUGGUGUUAUCCAGAGACUCAGAUUAGACCUCGCAACCCACAAUGCUUUCAGGGAUAUUGCUCACGAAUACCUCACCACAAGAAUCACAAAGGGUGUUCCUUCUCUUUUUGUAGACAUCAAAGCGCUCUAUGGCGACAUUGAAAAGCAGCAAAUCCUCGGUGAUUUGGCUGAGGGAUACCGCACCGAGCUUGAGAAGUCGUGCAAGUUCACCUCUACAGAUGACAAAAUCCAGCCAACGACUUCAUACAUCUGGACUCUCUACUACCUCUCCCAACACUACUCGCAAAUUCGCCAAUAUGAAAAAUCACUGCAAGUAGUCAAAGUGGCUAUAGAGCAUACACCAACACUGCCGGAACUUUACCUCGCACAGGGCCGUACGCUGAAAAGAUUGGGAUGUCAAUCCGAAGCCACUGAAGCAGUAGAGAUAGCCAGGGAGCUCGAUGGACAAGACAGAUUCCUCAACUGCAAAUCGGCCAAGUACAUGAUACGCAAUGGGGAGAUAGAGCAAGCGGAGCAAAUCCUCAGUCUCUUUACUCGUAAAGCAGCUCCGACAUCUGCGGCGGAUUUGUGCGACAUGGAAGCUAUAUGGUUCAUGCGCGAAGAAGCCAAGGCGUACAGCAAAAAGGGCGAGUAUGGUAUGGCUCUUAAGCGCCUCCAUCAGCUUUUCGACACUUUCAAUACCUGGGAAGAAGACCAGUACGAUUUCCACAUAUACUGCUUGAGGAAAUACACUAUCAGAUCUUAUCUCACUGCUCUCGAGCUGGAGGAUGAGUUGAGGGAGGAUAGAAAUUACGUCGAUUCUGCAAUCGAGGCUGCUUCAAUGUAUAUGAAGUUACACGAUGACCCACGUAUAGUUGAGCAAAUCACCAACCCGCAGGCAGAUGACCAGCAAGAUAAAAAGGCGCAGAAGAAGGCCAAGAAAGAUAAGGAAAAGGCAGCAGCGCAGCAAAAAGCCAAGGGGAAGGACGGUAAAGAUGCAGAUGGUCUGCCAGCACCCGCCGAAGACAAGGAUCCACACGGCCAUGGGAUCAUCAAGACGGAAGAGCCACUGGAAGCUGCGGCUAGAAUUCUCGCUCCACUUUCCGCCACGAAACGCAAACGUAUCGAUCUCCAUCACGUCCAAUUCGAAGUGGCUCUGAGGAGAGCGAAGUACGCUCAGGCGAUGCGCGCGCUCAACAGUACCAGAGCGCUCGACCCUCACUGUGGAAUGCUUCAUGUGCAGUCGUUGAAAUUGAAGCUAGCUAUGGAUGCAGAGAAGCAGAAGGAGGAAGAGGGUGAUGAGAUCAUGCAAGCCCUGCACGAGGCUAUGCACACCCUCAUCCCAGCUGACGCCAACCUUGAAAGCUGGAAUGCUGACUACUUGCAGCAUCACUCCCUCCACCCUACCAGGGUACUGGGCGCUGCUGAGGCUAUAAUCCUCAUUCGUGGUCAAGGUAGUGCAAGAGAUGCAGUCAACAUUGUCAUGAACGUCGGGAAAGGGAGUGUCGAUGCUCAAUCUCAAUCUCACCCUCUCGACGUCCCCUCGGCUACUCGUAUGAUGCUGUUCGUCGCUCAUCACCAACCCGACCGCGUCGAAGAAUUGCGCUGCCUCCUCAAUACUCGCUUUCCACAUCAAGACUCCUUCAAGAGUGAACAACAGCUAGCGGAGCAGAAAAAAGCUAUAGAGGCAUCCCGCUUGGAGAGAUCCAUGGCUGAAGUGGACCUGAGUGCUAAGUAA
Molecule: messenger RNA, 2622 nt
Organism: Wallemia ichthyophaga EXF-994
Lineage: Eukaryota; Fungi; Basidiomycota; Wallemiomycetes; Wallemiales; Wallemiaceae
Product: N-alpha-acetyltransferase 15, NatA auxiliary subunit
Exons: 6
Coding region: 1-2622 (873 amino acids)
Biological process (GO): N-terminal peptidyl-methionine acetylation
Cellular component (GO): NatA complex; cytoplasm
Molecular function (GO): protein binding; protein-N-terminal amino-acid acetyltransferase activity
Source: RefSeq, a predicted model, not a curated record